Messenger RNA from Aspergillus wentii DTO 134E9, 1440 nucleotides. RefSeq lists its product as uncharacterized. The record is from RefSeq and is a predicted model, not a curated record. Gene Ontology annotation, molecular function: transmembrane transporter activity. The coding region runs from base 1 to 1440 and encodes 479 amino acids. Gene Ontology annotation, biological process: transmembrane transport. NCBI's taxonomy places the organism in Eukaryota, Fungi, Ascomycota, Eurotiomycetes, Eurotiales, Aspergillaceae. The transcript has 15 exons.
AUGGCCGAACAAUCGUCCAUCUCGACAUCGUCGCCUGACAAUGUGCAGGUUCAGCAAAAGCGAACAUGGUAUCACACUACCCUUUUCAAUGCCUGUAUCAUCGGUGGUGUGGGCUUCAUGGCCCCGGGUUUGUGGAAUGCUAUGAACUCUUUGGGCGCUGGUGGUGCCGAGUCGCCCUUUUUGAUUAAUGCUGCCAAUGCUCUGGUUUUUGGUCUAAUGGGCUUCUUGUGUCUCUUUGGUGGUCCGAUUGCGAACCGAAUCGGAUUGAAUUGGACUCUGUUGUUGGGAGCGGUCGGAUAUCCAAUUUACUCGGCUGCAUUGUACACGAACAAUCGCUAUGGCAAUGUUUGGUUCGUGCUUGUUGGGGCAGUAGCCUGUGGAUUGUCCGCCGGCCUUUUCUGGGCUUCCGAGGGUGCUGUGGCCCUGGGCUACCCAGAGCCGUCCAAAAGAGGCAGAUAUAUGAAUAUCUGGCUUUGGUUCCGUACAGGCGGUCCCUUGAUGGGAGGAGCUAUUGUCCUAGGACUAAACCAUUCUGCUGAAGCAAAGAAAAAGGGCAAGGUCGACUCGGAAACCUAUCUCAUCUUUGUCGCACUUCAAUGUCUUUCUGUUCCUAUGGCAAUCUUUCUCUCGCCUCCUGAAAAGGUCCAGCGGAGUGACAAUAGCAAAGUGAGGGUCGUUUUGCAAGAUUCAUGGCGUGCAGAGAUGCGAGAGCUUUGGAGACUGUCUUGUCGGAAGGAGGUCCUCUUGCUGCUCCCAGUGUUCUGGGCAGCGUACUUCAACCAAUACAGUACAAAUUUCGAAACAUAUUACUUCGGUGUUCGAGCUCGUGCUCUGAUUGGAUUCGUCAGCAAUUUUGCAAACCUCUUUUCCUCUGGGAUUAUCAGCCGAUUCCUGGAUUAUCGUGGCAUAUCAAUCAAGAACCGAAUCAACUACAGCCUUUACUACGUGAUUGCCCUUCAUAUCGUCGCAUGGGUGUACGGCUGGGUGGUCCAGGAGAAGUACACUGCAAACCCACCGACAUACGACUGGUCAGACAAAGGCUUCACCGAAGGUCUGUUUGUCAUUCUGCUUUGGCAAUUCUCCCAGCAGGCAUUGCAGAACUGGCUUUAUUACCUUGUUUCUACCAUGACUGACAAUAUCUCCGAGCUAUCUCGGUUAUCUGGUAUCCUCCGUGGACAGGAGAGUUUCUCCCAGGCCGUCUCAUUCGGCAUCAACACUCGGGAUUGGUAUGGUGGGAGAGUCCCUCUCGCUGUUAACACGAUCCUUUUAGGUCUUGCGGUGUUCCCUACCUGGCUGGUCGCCAGGAACCACACUCCCAUUGAGCACGACAAGCACGCCGCUGCCCAGUCUGAAUAUCGGGAUGAAGAACAGGGUGCUGUGCAGAGCACUGCUGAUCAGAAGACAGUUGUAGUGAGCGAGACAAGGGCAGAUAAACAGUAG